Molecule: messenger RNA, 3388 nt
Organism: Hipposideros armiger (great roundleaf bat)
Lineage: Eukaryota; Metazoa; Chordata; Mammalia; Chiroptera; Hipposideridae
Gene: AMFR
Product: autocrine motility factor receptor
Exons: 14
Coding region: 173-2032 (619 amino acids)
Biological process (GO): protein K48-linked ubiquitination; endoplasmic reticulum unfolded protein response; ubiquitin-dependent protein catabolic process
Cellular component (GO): ubiquitin ligase complex; cytosol; endoplasmic reticulum
Molecular function (GO): ubiquitin binding; ubiquitin protein ligase activity
Source: RefSeq, a predicted model, not a curated record
AGCGAGAGCGGCGCGAGCGGUCAGGAGCGGCCCGGCCCGGCCCGGCGCGGUGGCGGCAGCGGCAGUGGCGGCAGCAGCUACGCCAGAGCCCGUGGGCGCCGUUCGCGAGGCCGCCGCAGGGGCCCGGCCGCAAAGCGGGGAGGCCUGGAGGUUAGAGGCCGCCGCUGCCGCCAUGCCGCUGCUCUUCCUCGAGCGCUUCCCUUGGCCCAGCCUCCGCACCUACACGGGCCUCAGCGGCCUGGCCCUGCUCUUCUCCAUCGUCAGCGCCUACCGCGCCCUCAGCCCGCCCGAGGCCGAGGCCGAGGCCGGGCCUGGGCCGGGCGAGCGGGAGCCGAUAACGGCCCCGGUGCAGCCCGAUGCGACCGCGGUCGCCCAGCCGAGCGCCGCGGGACCCGGGGCCCGCGACGUGGCCCAGUACCUGCUCUCGGACAGCCUGUUCGUGUGGGUUCUGGUAAAUACCGCUUGCUGUGUUUUGAUGUUGGUGGCGAAGCUGAUCCAAUGUAUUGUGUUUGGCCCUCUUCGGGUGAGUGAGAGACAGCACCUGAAAGACAAGUUUUGGAAUUUUAUUUUCUACAAGUUCAUUUUCAUUUUUGGUGUGCUGAAUGUCCAGACUGUGGAAGAGGUGGUCAUGUGGUGCCUCUGGUUUGCCGGACUUGUAUUUCUCCAUCUGAUGGUUCAGCUCUGCAAGGACCGGUUUGAAUAUCUCUCUUUUUCUCCCACCACACCAAUGAGUAGCCAUGGUCGAGUGCUGUCUCUGUUGAUCGCUAUGCUGCUUUCCUGUUGUGGAUUGGCAGUUGUCUGUUGUGUCACAGGCUACACCCAUGGGAUGCACACGUUGGCUUUCAUGGCUGCGGAGUCUCUUCUUGUGACAGUGAGGACUGCUCAUGUGAUUUUACGAUACGUAAUCCACCUUUGGGACCUCAACCACGAAGGGACCUGGGAAGGAAAGGGAACAUAUGUCUACUACACAGACUUUGUCAUGGAGCUCACCCUCUUAUCCCUGGACCUCAUGCAUCAUAUUCACAUGUUGCUGUUUGGCAACAUCUGGCUGUCCAUGGCCAGCUUGGUCAUCUUCAUGCAGCUGCGCUACCUGUUUCAUGAGGUCCAGCGUCGGGUCCGCCGGCACAAGAACUACCUGCGUGUUGUUGGGAACAUGGAAGCCAGGUUUGCAGUUGCAACUCCAGAGGAGCUGGCUGUCAAUAACGAUGACUGUGCCAUCUGCUGGGACUCCAUGCAGGCUGCAAGGAAACUGCCCUGUGGACACCUUUUCCACAACUCCUGUCUUCGUUCCUGGCUAGAACAAGACACCUCCUGCCCAACAUGCAGAAUGUCCCUUAAUAUUGCCGACAAUAAUCGUGUCAGGGAAGACCAUCAAGGAGAGAACUUGGAUGAGAAUUUGGUUCCUGUAGCAGCAGCUGAAGGCAGACCUCGCUUAAACCAACACAAUCACUUCUUCCACUUCGAUGCCUCUGGUAACCACGCUCAUCAGAUUCAAGAAAUGUUCCCCCAGGUUCCGUACCACCUCGUGCUGCAGGACCUCCAACUGACACGCUCAGUUGAAAUAACAACAGACAACAUUUUAGAAGGACGGAUUCAAGUACCUUUUCCCACACAGCGGUCAGAUAGCAUUAGACCUGCAUUGAACAGUCCUUUGGAAAGGCCGAACGGUGAGCAGGAGGAGGGAGAAACUUCUGCCCAGACGGAGCGUGUGCCUCUGGGCCUCACUCCUCGGCUGGAUGAGGCCCUGGACUUCAGUGAGCUGGAGGCGGAGCCCAGUGAGGGGGAAGACUUUGAGGCUCGGGGGAGCCGCUUCUCCAAGUCCGCCGACGAGAGACAGCGCAUGCUAGUCCAGCGCAAGGACGACCUCCUGCAGCAAGCUCGGAAGCGCUUCUUGAACAGAACUUCGGAAGAUGACUCAGCCUCAGAGAGCUGCCUCCCCUCAGAAAGCACGGCCUCGGACCCCGUGACCCUGCGUCGAAGGAUGCUGGCUGCGGCUGCCGAACGGAGACUCCAGAAGCAGCAGACCUCCUAGCGCGUCCUGGCCUCCCUCAGCCACCUCCUCCUGAGUGGAGCGGGUGCCCCCGGAAGAGGCCUGUCCCCGUUCCGCCUGCUGUGUGAAGAAGUGGGCUUGACUGCAUUGCCGCUGUAUAAAGCAUGUGGUCUUAAUAGUGUUUGGACAGCUGACAAAUUUAAUCCUUUUUUGUAAUACUUUCUAUGUGACAUUUCUUUUCCCUUUAGAAACACUGCACAUGUUAACUCGAGGCAUGAUCUCUUCUGGCGUUGACUGGACUGCUCACGGGUGAGGGGAGGUCAGGAGGAAGUGGGCAGCCAGAGACCUUGAGGCCAGCGGCUUCGGUUAUUGCUUUAUACUUAAGUCACAACAAAUGCUGGUGUCUUAGCUCUAGAUCUGGCAGGAAGGGAGGGGGGUGGGGGCGCAGGAUUCAUAGAGAGCAGCUUGGAGAGGUUCAGCAGCAGCCUGACUCCACACCAUAGGAGAGUUUCUCUUGUCAAAUUGCUGUUGCUAGUGAGGCCGGACCCAUGGGCUCCUGACCCCUGGGCCAGCAGGGUGUCUUGGAAAAAACUCGGUUUGAUACCUGGAGCAGCCUGGGGCUAUGGAGCGUGAGCAGGCGACUCAUGUCCCAGUACAUCCGGGACUUACCAGAGCUGGCUUCGUAUCCGUUAACGCAGUGCUCCUGCGUCUCAGGAGUUGACCCUGGCUGUCUGUUCUCUGCAAUUCAUUGCCCCCCGGACAUGGGGAAGACCAGCAUUGCAAGGGCUGAGCAGCAAGCUUUGGUGUCUGGUUUGAAUUCCUUGGUCAAGUAAAUUAGGUGAUGCCAGUGGCUGUGAGUGUGGUCCUUAGAGAAAAUGUGGGCCUUACGAGAUGGGAGUGGACAUUUUGGAGGGCUUUACCGAAGAAACAAAAGGUAUGUUUUGUACCUUUCUUCCCUGGAGCCCUUCAUUUUCAUAACUUUGUUCCUGUUGGUUUAAUUAAACAUAGAAAGGUUAAGAUGUUGAGUCCACCUGCCUUGGAGCAGACCCAGGGGUCCUGACCCUUUCCAAAUUCUUCACACAUUUAACUUUAAGGAUUUGAAACAUGCAAUCAUAGGUUACAUAGUUCAGUUUUUUAUGUCCUAUUGAAUUAAGUUUUUUUGUUUGUUUGUUUAAUGUUUCAAAGCAUAAUUUUAUGGUAGUCCUUUUGGGGAGAAUCCAGUAUUAUCUAAAAUUAUUGGCAAAGUUAAAUGUAUUUUGCAUAACUGAAAGUUUUUAGAAUGUUGAAAAGUUAUUGAAAAAAGAGUGAUAAGUAAAUGUGUAGGCCAAGAUAAUUUAUUUCAAUAGGUCUUUCAAAAGCCUUACCUUGAAAUGCUGUUAGUAAAUUUCUGUGAUUUUU